Molecule: messenger RNA, 548 nt
Organism: Ambispora leptoticha
Lineage: Eukaryota; Fungi; Glomeromycota; Glomeromycetes; Archaeosporales; Ambisporaceae
Source: the annotation of a GenBank genome assembly
CCGAAAAGAGAAUAGGGGUGAUUAAUGAAUUAAUGGUCAUGUAUAAUCUUGAUAGAAAUGACAAAAACAUUCCCAAGAAGGAACAAAGAAAAAUGAAUAAAUAUGUUGGUUCAACUCAAAACCUAGUAGUUAUUAUGCGGAAAAUUCCCGGCGGUGGACCAGUGAUUAAUAUUGAUAAGAAUCAGUUUGACAAUUCUGCCCAUGCUAGAAAACACUCUGCUGACUACACUAAAAAAAUAAUCAAUCUAUUUUUAAAGCAAGAAAAAAUUAAUCCUUCCCAUUACCAGAUAUCUGUUUUGGAUAGUUGGGGAGUCGAAAACUUCGGCCAAGAAAUAAAAAUCAAUUUUGGGAGAAGUGGUGGAAAAUCAGCCGGCAGUGCGGUUUAUUUGGCUUUACUAAGUGCCUACCACCAAAAACCGCUUUCUCGGACAGUCGCCGCGACCGGGGCUUUGUCUUUAUCCACUAAAAUAAUCAAAAAAGGAAAAAUUAACGACCAAGAAUUCACCAUCAUUCCAGGCACCAACUUGCCUAUUCAGGGUCUAAAAUGA